Molecule: messenger RNA, 81 nt
Organism: Spirodela intermedia
Lineage: Eukaryota; Viridiplantae; Streptophyta; Magnoliopsida; Alismatales; Araceae
Source: the annotation of a GenBank genome assembly
AUGCAGAAUGCAAAUCAAGCCACAUCGUUUAUUAUUCAUUCAGUACCUCUCACAUAUUUCUUUUGCUGGGAUUAUGAGUAA